This is a messenger RNA of Symbiodinium pilosum, 2109 nucleotides long. NCBI's taxonomy places the organism in Eukaryota, Dinophyceae, Suessiales, Symbiodiniaceae. The record is from the annotation of a GenBank genome assembly.
AUGUUGCUGGAGGAGUCGCUGUCUGAGGAUUUCAUACACUGCGCUGCGAGAUGUUCAAGCGGCUGGCAGGCGGCGUUGUUGAAGAUCAGUGGCGAGUUGAAACAGAAGCUGCAAGAUGCAGACUUCGUGGCACGCUGCUGCGAUGUGGAUGGCUCAGGGGACCUGGACGUGCAAGAGCUGCAGCGAGCGGCAAAGGUGUUUGGCUUCAGGUUCGAGCAGGAUAAGCUCCGGCGGUUGAUGGAUGGGCCGCGCAUCAGCAUCAAACGCUUCUCUGCCAUGGUGGACAAGCUUCGUAGAUCAGAUCGGCCGCAGACGCGAAGAGCAGUUCCGCACUCCCUGCGGGGCAUGGCUCUCGGUCAGUUACAGCACUUGGAAACUUUGUUCCUGCAAUCCGGCUGGCUUGCUGCACAGUGCGCUGCCUUCAACGCCCAGCACGCGCUGGCGAUUGAGGAGGGCGAGGAGUUCAAGCAAAGCCCCAAUCUGUAUGCGUUUGACGCUUUCGUGGUGACUCCUAUGACCAGGCCAAGCGGAUGUACAGCACGGGAACAGGAUGUUGAUCGGUCCAUCCCAGCUGCCACUGAGACCACAUCCUUCUCAGAGCUUGUGAACCCUUGGGGUCUCUACGUCCAUUGCUUUGUGUCUCACUUCUGGGGGCAUGAUUUUGGCAAUACGUUGACGGCUCUUAGCUUGUGGUCACAGGAUGUGCAGCUGCCAACUGUACAAGUCGGGAGCCCGGCACAGACCCCGGAGUCUUUGGUGUUUUGGAUCUGUUUGUUCGCGCUGAAUCAGCACGAAGCAGUUGAGGAGGUGGGAGGAAACCCCCAGCAAGGCCCGUUCAAUGCAGCCUUGGCGAAAGCAACUUAUGGCGCUGUGAUGGUUGUGGAUGAACAGAUCAACCCCUUCCGUCGCAUCUGGUGCUUAUUUGAGGUUUCACGCUUGAAGGACUUGCAGCGGCCUUUCGAACUGAUUUCCGCAAUGGGCUCGUUGUCUCGACCUGAAACCUUUCAAGAACACCCUGCUGCGGCUGAGAUGCUACAAAACACGGGCCAAGCCCUGUGGGAGGUGUCAGCCACCUCAGCUGAAAGUUCCAGGGCAGCAGACAAGUACCGGAUAUGGCAGGAGAUUUCUGACAAAUGCUGGAGGUCUGCCAUAGAAGCACAGGGUGCUAAGCACUUUUUUAUCGAGGCGAUGCAAAAAGGAAUCCUGCACAAAUACUUCUUGGACUUUGACCAUCAUGUUCGCUCGCUUCUCUCCAGCAGCAUUCUCAAGUUGCUGCUCGCCAGGGGUCAGCAUGCUUCAGCAGCCAAGUGCUGCAUUCAUGGAGCUGCUUUUAGCAGGGAGCAGCUUGAACAGAUUUGUGACAGCUUCCAGCUAGAAAGCGACCAGAAAGGUUGGCUAGGCCAAUUGCUCACCAGGGCUUCAGAUGAAUCCGUGGCAGAGCUGCUUUUGGAGCACGCUGCUGAUGCAGGUGCAGCCAACGAUUAUGGAAGCACCGCCUUGAUCUUAGCGGCGGCAGCCGGCAAGGAGGCCGUCGCCAAGCUCCUUCUUAAACAUGGGGCAGAUGUACGGGCAGCCAAUAAGCACAAACGUAAUGCCAUAAUGGCUGGUGCUUUUGCCGGACACGAAGCAGUCGUCAAGCUGCUGUUGGAACAUCGCGCGGACGUGAAGGCAGUAGACUUAAGUGGUCGCACAGCCUUAAUGGGGGCCGCUUUUGGUGGACAUCAGGCUAUAGUCAAGUUACUGCUCAAACAUUGUGCAGAUGCAAAGGAACUGAGCGCUGCUUUGAUAUCCGCUGCUUCGGCUGGCCAGGAUGGAGUGGCCAAGCUGCUUUUGGACAAUAGCGCUGAUGUAGGGGCAUGCCGCGUCGGCGGUCGAACAGCGCUCAUGGAUGCAGCCGUGGGUGGCCAUCCGACUGUGGCCAAGCUGCUGUUAGAGCACCAUGCCGACAUACAUGCAAAAGAUAACCGUGCUUGCACGGCCUUGAUGUUAGUACAUGCUGCUCGGCACAAACCGGAGGGCCAUGAGGCUGUAGUCAGGCUUCUGACGGCCAAUGAAGGAAGAUGGCGAAUUCGGGCAAAGAUCCCAUCAUGGUUCUGCUACUGUUCCUGA